GUCUCUGGGGCUCGAUCUUUUGGCAUUCGCAAUCCCGCUGCGAAUUUGUUGCUCGACUACUACUACUUUCUUUCUUUCUCCCGUUUCCCGAUGGCAGCACCCUCUCCAACCAGCAAUCAACUUCCGACUGUGUGGCUCGCACCUCCGGAAGGCCUCCUACCCUCGAGUCAUAAGAUCAAGGUCGAGCCAGCACCCAUAGCCAUCAGCUCAGCCUUGGCUCUUCUCGUCCUCCUCAUUGUCUCGCUCAUAUUCAACAAUAAGAAGAAAAAAGGCAGUCAUAUGGAGGACAUGGUCGAAGCAACCCAGGGGGUAGACAAGGAGCGACCCGUAAUAGGACCCGGAAACAGCCAACAGGCAGGACAUAUUUCACUCGAGCCAACUCAAGCUCGGCCCAAGCUCAUGUCUCGAAGCUCUUCUAUGUACUCAAAUCGCAGCCGUCGCAAGGGAAUGAAGAACUACUCAAGCGAGAGUCUAGAGACUACUUGGGAAGACUUCGAAUACGAUACACCAGCGCAAGUACCAAAAGACAUACCCAGGAUACGCCUACCAUCUCCUGUCUACAAGCGCAAUGGAAAUUUGGAUGCCGAUACCACUCCAACCCACAGUUUCACGGUUGACUUCGACGAUAAGAGUGCUCUAGAUAGCGAAGCCUCAUACGGCCGAUAUGGACAUGCGGAUACGACGUCGGUCCUGGAUCUACCUGGUUAUCCAGCUUCAUACAAUCCGAGUGCAUUCCAACCAUUGGCGCCAGAGGAGGUGGGAAUGCAUGGCAAAAUCUGGAAAUGACAACAUAACAUUGUCGGAACUAGGCACAGUCUAUUUCAGUGUGCUAUUUGGGAUUAUUACAGGACGCUUGAAAUAUUAUGAUGUGUGAAACCUAGCACUGGCCUCAGUUAUGGUCAUCAUAACCCACGUC
Cucurbitaria berberidis CBS 394.84 is the source of this 916-nucleotide messenger RNA. RefSeq lists its product as uncharacterized. Bases 91 to 786 code for a protein of 231 amino acids. The record is from RefSeq and is a predicted model, not a curated record. NCBI's taxonomy places the organism in Eukaryota, Fungi, Ascomycota, Dothideomycetes, Pleosporales, Cucurbitariaceae. The transcript has a single exon.